UGUCGUUCCUCUUAAUAUACUUUAUCCUUUAUAGUCAGAUUUGAAUUUUUAUCUUAAUAAUACAUGAUAUGUUUUAUCACUAGCCUAAUUUAAAAAAAAAAAUUAAAUAGACCUAAUAAUAAUAAUACUUUAUAUUUAGUCCGAUGGUCUGGUGAUAGGUACAUCUGAAUAAAUUUAAGAGAUCUCAAAUUCUAUACUCUAUUUUUUAAUGAUUUUGUAAAAAUAAACGGUUACAAAUAAUCCACCCUUUACCUACUCCUCAAAUAAACCUAAUCUAUAUUAUGAUAAAAAUCAAAUAGUUUCCAAAAACACACAAUAUUUACAACCAAGAAUUAGCAAUACAAUAAUCUUAUAAUAUUAAUGAGGGUAUCUGUGUAGCCUUAUAAAUAACAAAGCAUGUAAUGCAAGGGCCAAUUCAAGCAGCAGCCAACCAAAUCUUUUGUUUCUUGAGCUGCUGCUGCUGCCUCCAUGACUAGGAAGAAGGUGAAGCUUGCAUAUAUCAGCAAUGAUUCUGCAAGAAAAGGAACCUUCAAGAAAAGGAAGAAGGGACUAUUGAAGAAGGUGAGCGAGUUAAGCACCCUUUGUGGUGUUGAUGCUUGUGCCAUCAUCUAUAGUUCCUAUGAUCCUCAGCCUGAGAUUUGGCCGUCACCUUCUGGAGCACAACGUGUGCUUACUAAGUUCAAAAACAUGCCUGAGAUGGAACAGAGCAAGAAAAUGGUGAACCAAGACAGUUUCCUCAGGCAAAGGAUCUCGAAAGCCAAUGAGCAGCUCAAGAAACAACAGAGGGACAAUCGAAAGAAGGAAAUGACACAGGUCAUGUUUCAGGCUUUAGUUGGAAACAGCCUAAACAACCUUAACAUGCUGGAUUUGAACGAUCUUGAAUGGUUAAUAAAUCAAAACUUGAAUGAGGUUCAAAACAAGAUUGAUUCACUUAAAAAAGAGGCUAAUUCUUCAGCUUCUGUGGCUGUGGCUGGACCUAGUGGAGAGGUUAAAGAUAUUGCACCACAGCAGGAGGCUGAGAAGCAAGCUUCUGAGAUGAACAUGGAAGCUAUGCAGAAGCAGCCAUGGAUCACAGAUUGGAUCAAUCAACAACAGGAGAACAUGGGAUUUUUGGGUGAUGAUGUGAAUGUUCCUUUUUGGGAUAAUAAUAAUUAUAAUGGUCUUUGGUCUGGUCCAUUUUUUCCUUAA
Molecule: messenger RNA, 1188 nt
Organism: Manihot esculenta (cassava)
Lineage: Eukaryota; Viridiplantae; Streptophyta; Magnoliopsida; Malpighiales; Euphorbiaceae
Product: agamous-like MADS-box protein AGL80
Exons: 1
Coding region: 469-1188 (239 amino acids)
Biological process (GO): positive regulation of transcription by RNA polymerase II
Molecular function (GO): protein dimerization activity; DNA-binding transcription factor activity, RNA polymerase II-specific; RNA polymerase II cis-regulatory region sequence-specific DNA binding
Source: RefSeq, a predicted model, not a curated record